Molecule: messenger RNA, 2268 nt
Organism: Numida meleagris (helmeted guineafowl)
Lineage: Eukaryota; Metazoa; Chordata; Aves; Galliformes; Numididae
Gene: C23H11orf52
Product: chromosome 23 C11orf52 homolog
Exons: 4
Coding region: 64-420 (118 amino acids)
Cellular component (GO): extracellular exosome
Source: RefSeq, a predicted model, not a curated record
AACCAGGAAAUACAAGCCGUGCCCGUGCAGAGAACGGUCCGGCUUCAUGGAGGAAGGAGCGAUAUGGGCAACCGCUGCAGCUGCGGGCGCCCGUGGAAGUGUCCUUCGCUUUUUAAAAGGAAGACGGAAAAGCAAGGAACCAGUGUGAGACAUGAGAGCCAACAGCACCAGUCUGGCAGGAAGGCUCCAGCAUAUGAAAAUGUCAUGGAAUUUCCUGUCUACGCCACCGUGAAUAAACCCAAGAACACAAAGCAGGAUGACAGCAUUCAUUAUGCAGACAUCCAGGUGUUCACCAAGGUGCGGGAGCGCUCUGCGGAAGAAGUGAAGAACUUACAAAUGCAGAAUGCUACAGAGUAUGCCACCCUCAACUUCCCCCGGCCCAGGCUGAAAUAUGACAGCAAGAAUGGGACCUUGGUUUAAAAAGCUUGGUAACCCCUGCCUUCUUCAGCAGCUAAAGGAUUUCACAGACAGAGAGAUGCUGCAGACUCAGGCUAACCUCAUGGACACAUCAAGCCUGCCUGCAGAGCACAGAGGCUGUGUCUUCCACCUGCGCGAGGACACAGAUGCAUUUACUCUCACAUGAGGAGUAGUCGCCUCUGGUUCUGCUGGCCAAAAACCAACCUGUUCCCCUUGGCUCUGCAUGGCUCUGUGUGGGAAUGCAGCAUACAGGUUUCCAUUCUGGGGCAAGGGAGAUGUUUGUUGCCAUGGGAUUUUAUGUUGAUGUUAAGAACAGAAUGUGAUUGAUACCGGGAGGAAAUGGCAUGGAAGUUCUAGCAGUAACUACCGGUCUUCCUCCGGUACCAGCCACUGCAUACUGCAGUCAUGCACAUCAUGCAUCUCCUUUUCUCAAAAAGCAGUGCUUUCUCAGUGUGCACACCAAGGCCAGAAAUACAGAAUUAACUGAGCGGUACAGAACAAUUCCUUUGUUGAAGGUCAGUACCAAUACACAUUCUUACCCCAACAUGUACAGAAGUGAGCAGUGAGCUCUUCUCUCUGAAAAUGAAAGAAGGAAAACCUGCAGCUUAUCUGAAAGGCAGCCACUUAAAGCCACUGCCAGUAUUUAGGGUAGUUAUCCAGUCCUUGGGCUGCAGUAGCUGUUCACAUGCCCGAGACACCGUGAAUGAAUCCUGGACAAUUUUAGAGAAAACUUUUUCUCCAUUAAUUUUUUAUUUUGUACUGUCAGCCUUAGUUAUAAAACCCUGCAACACAGAGCACAUGCCAUGUGGUGUCUUCUGCUAAAUCUCCCAAAUACACUUUUGAGAAUUUGCUUAUGGGUUUAAAAUAGUGUUAGCAAUGCAGGACAGCAGCCAUCCAGAAUCUGCCGCAGGGCUACAUCUGACAGUUGCAGUGCUGGUAGCUGAGCAGGGCUCCCAAGCAGUGUCCUCAGGCCCCAAGUCAGUAGUUGGCACAUUCUGUUCCUAAGUAAUGGUCUGCACAGCCAAACGCAGGUCAUGGAGCAAUCUGUUCAUUGCCAGUGUUGAAAAAUGGACAUCCUGGUACCUAUUAUAAACGUGCAAUGUUUUGGAUAUUAUGGCUCACAUAAAUGUAAGAAGAAAACCAUGAGGGAGUUCCUGCUUGUGACAAAACCUAAAGCUGAUGCGGGUACUGUGUGCUAAGAUGGAAGCUGUGAGGACCAACCCUACAGUUUUUCUACCUGAACAGGUCUUUUUGCUCAUGUUAUCCAGCAGACCUCAGUGGGGCUGUUACAAAGCCAGACUAAGGUUUGUAAAAAGCCCUUUUUAAGUAAUGAAUGGAGACGGUCUAUUUUUCUACCUGAACAGGAAUGUUUUUUGCCUGUACUAUUGAGCUGACCUCAGCUGGGCUAUUCGAAGGCCUGCAGUGUAAGGCAUAGAGUCAUUUAGGUUGGAAAAGACCUCUAAGAUCACCAAGUCCAACCCCAGCCUAUCCCACUGUGCCCAGUGAGCGUCCUUCAGUGCCAUAUCUCUGGCAUGGAACAGCCCUGGAUGUGACCCAGCACUCCCUGGGCAGCACUGGUGGCAUUUUUGAAGUACAGCAUAUCCUGGAGGUGAUCCAGUGCCCUGCGUUAAGAACAGCCGCAGAGAUUCGACUUGACUGCCAGGCCCCGAAAUGAUGAUAAGUGAAAGUCACGCGUUCUGAAGUUUUUUCCUAAAAGCCUUGUUUCUGCAGUGAUUAACGGACUCCAACAGCCUGUCUCCUCUGUUUCCCAAGAUUGGCCUGCGUAGGCAUUAAAUGAGUGUUACUAUAUCGAACGCUCCUUGGACAUUAAAGAUAAGAUUUUUGAUUUGA